This is a messenger RNA of Lytechinus pictus (painted urchin), 4705 nucleotides long. RefSeq lists its product as uncharacterized. The record is from RefSeq and is a predicted model, not a curated record. The transcript has 4 exons. The coding region runs from base 71 to 742 and encodes 223 amino acids. NCBI's taxonomy places the organism in Eukaryota, Metazoa, Echinodermata, Echinoidea, Temnopleuroida, Toxopneustidae. Gene Ontology annotation, molecular function: GTP binding; GTPase activity.
ACCGUUUUUAGCCCUGAAAUCCGAUUUCUCUAAGAUACCGUAGACAGCAACCGAACAACAAAACUAAACUAUGGCGCUAUCUUGGUUUCAAGAUUUGUCUUUUGUAUCAAAAACUGCUGUUGUUAUUGGAACUAGUGCAUCAAUAAUCGGUGGAACAUACAUCCUUUACAAACGAUUAUUUCUUAGUGGCACAACAGGACCUGGAGAAAGUACUCGAGAAGAUAUCACACACCCUGAGAAGAGAGUGUUGGUACUUGGAUUAGAUGGAGCAGGGAAGAGCAGUCUACUCAAAUGUUUAAGUCACCAAGAAGGAGAUGGCAAACUUGAGCCAACAGAGGGCUUCAAUGUUAUGUGUAUUCAAGGAAAGAAUACAACUCUCAAUGUAUGGGAAGUUGGUGGAACCAAGAAUGUGAGGUCAUAUUGGGAUAACUUCUUGCAGGGCACAGAGCUUCUCGUCUUUGUGGUAGAUUCAGCCGAUGAAGUCAGGUUUCCUGAAGCCAAAGAAGAGCUUCAUAAACUCCUUAAAGACGGACGUCUAGAAAAGGUUCCUCUUCUGGUUGUUGCAAACAAACAGGAUCUACCAGGGGCCAAGAAAGGAGGUGACUUUUUAGCAAGUUUAGACCUUGUCCUUCCCCUCAAGAGCAGAGAUGUUCAUCUUCUAGAAGUAAGCUCUUCAGCAGAGAAAAAGAGUGCAAACAUGUCCGAAGUCUUGGAUCUCAUGUCCGUCCUCUCAAAAAAUUAGUAUUCCAAAGGAAUCCCAUUGUAAUUUGAUAGCACAAUAUCUAUGCUCCAGUGAACAUUGCUCUGUGACAAUCUUUAAAUCCUUAUAAAGUGUUUAAAUGUGGCCUUUAAGUUAUGUGCACUAGUGGUCACAUUUGUUGUACAAUUUAUGUACUAAAAAUCAUUCUACUUUGGCUCAGUAGUGAACACACAAAAAUGAACUGACAUGAUUGAAGUUUAAUUGAUGAACAAUUGAAUAAAGUUGGUCUGGCAUGCUAUAUUUACACAUUUAGACAAAUAUCAAAUUUUGUAAUGAAUUUUGACUAAAGAAUUCAUCAUAACAUAUCUCUUAAAAACUUCCCCUCUUUGCAUAUUAAUUUCAUGUCAAACUAUUUUUUCAAGGUAUGAUUAUGAUAAGGGACGGUCUUUCCGUUUAGGAUGGAAUAGCUAGGCAUUAUGAUAAUCUACAAAUCGCAAUGCAUUUAGAAACAAUCAUGUGGACUCAUAUGCCUCUAAGGAAAGCCAAUUGUCAUAUUUUUACUUCGCAACAAGAGAGUUAUCCAUCAUUUCCUGACAACCUAUUGACCACAUUUUUUAUUGAAAUUCAAAUGGAUUUGAUUUUACAAAUAAUGAAUGUUUAUGAGUGCAAUGGACAGGAUACUUCAUGAGGGAAAGAAAGAUUAAACUCAGCUACUCUGUGCGCCUUGUUGAUCAUUCAUUUCAUCUUUCACCAAACGAAGUAUUCAUUCCAUUGCACGAAUGAUAAGAACAUUCAUUAUUUGGUUUAUAUGACACCUAAAAAUUGAUUCUUUUUCAUAUGAAAUUUAUGAAUUUCGAUACACAAUAUGUUCAUGCAAUGCGAGCUUGGUCUGUUGAUUGUCAUGUAUGUACAACACACGCGCUGCAAACACGAGUGUUUAAUACUUGUGUUGCCUGGGGUCUCGGUGCGCGUGUGCAAUGGAAAUCAUAUGGAUUUAAAAUUGCACAGACAAUGACGUCAUUGGGCUGAAUGAUUGAUAUCUCAACCAAUCAAAUGACAAGGAUCUAUGUAGGUGUCAGAUAAUAUGUCCUAUUCCAUCAUACUUUGUCCAGAUUGUAGGCUGCAUAGGAAUGCAGGAUUAACAUCAGUAUUUAUCCUAGGUGACUACCGCUGUACCGGUGUGUCAUUUAUUAUGUUUUACUCAUUGAAAGUUAUAACAACUUUCUAUUUGAGAUGGCCGCAAAAUCAAGUGUGAAAAUGAAUCAGGUCUUAAACCAGUUUAUAUGUCCAAAAGUCAAUAGACUGUCUGUAAAACGCAUUGUAAUCACAACUUCCUCUUUAGAAUUGAGACAGCAUUGCUAAAUGUUUAUGUGGUUUUUACUUUGUUUAACUAAGCUCUAACUGCUCUGCUUUCAGUAUUAAAACUCAUUCAAAAUAUUUGAUAGUCCCUUAGGCAUUGAGUAGUUUUCACUGGAGCAAAGGUCACAUGACCUGUCACAUGAGCUGUCACCUGUUAGCAGCACAUUGUAAAUGGUACUUGUAAGUAUUUGUACAGAGAGUUUUCUGUUCUUGUUAUUAAUGCUUGGCAUGGAGUUGUUAAUUUAAAUAACUGAAUUAAAUUCAGUUGGUCUGGCUUGACUUUAUUUAUUUGUACUACCUUGGUGUAUCUAUGUUUCAUAAUAAUGGUAAUAAUUGAAUUUUGGUGUCAUUUUAAAAAUAAAUAAUUACAUUCCUCUUCAUGUUCAUGUAUUUGUCUCUGAUAUGCUUCAUGGAGUAUUUCAUUAGAGAUAUGCAUAUUUCUAUUUGACAAUUCAAUUUUAAAGAAUUCUUCACACAAGCACUCACUCAAUACCACGUCUCUUCCUAUUCUCCUUUCCUUUGUUUGAGAAUGAUUUUGUUUAUUUUUUUUUCUUUUUACUUCUCAGUAAUUCUACCUCUUGUUUCUGUCUUCCCCCUUCAACUUCACUAUCCUCCAAAUAAAUAGAUAUAAAUAUAUUACAUUCAUACUCAUAGUCUUUUUAGAGUCAAUGCAAAAGAUUUUACUCCUUCAAGGCAGAGUGUACUAAGAUUGGAAUUGUUAGUUAGGUUCCCAACAUAGCUUGCAACAUUUCUGGUAUAUCAUGAAAAAUUAUAAUUACUGUUUUUAUUUCUUCAGGCAUUAAUUCAGAACAGUCUGUUCAUGUAAAAGUGUGACUGAUACUACAGAUAAUUGCCACAUAGUCCAUUUACUAUUUUGUCUAAUAUCCACUUGGUCCAACUCCACUUAGUCUAUAUUAUUAGAUGAAUAUUUUGAUAAACUAAAUAUUCAUAUGAUAAAAUGUGAAAGGUAUAAGAUGGUCAUAAGUGGAAAUUAGUUCAUCUGGGCAAUAGACUGGAUGACAGUCUUGCAAAGUGAACAUUGGAUCAAGUGGGAACUAAUAGUAGAUCAAGUGGAAAUAGCCAAGAUGGCAUCAUACAAUGUUUAGACCAUACAUGUAGAUGUGGGAUGAAGGGAGUAACAAACAUCCAUUAUAGCUUGUGUAUCCAUCAUCUUGGUCCUAGUUGUAUCAUAUGCGAUGAUGUCGGUUUGUUGCAAAUGCAUUGGUAAAGCUCCUUUGGACACAGUACUUUAACAUCUAUGACAUGCUUGUAGAGAACAACCCUUAUUCAAAGUUUGUAAAAGCUAGUUUUAAUUGCCCUAACGAAGCAAAUGAGUGUAAUUAUUGACUUAUUACAGAGUAAAUCUUACAUCUCUGUCUUAAAACAUAAGUUUCUGUGUGUUUUUUUAUUAUUAUUUUUUUAAUUUUGGUUCUUCCAUUGUUUACCUACCACUGAAUUGCCAUGGUUGUGUAACACAAGUCUUAGUGAUUGACCUUACAAUCAAUUCCUAUUGUCAAUGUACAUUUUGGUCAAUACAAUCAAUCAUAAAGAUUUGUUUUAUGAUCAUUGCUAAGGUUUGUGUUACAGGGCCCUGAUCUUACAUACAAAUAUCAGGGCCCUGUCUUACGAAGAGUUACGAUUGAUCCAAACCAUCUCAACUGUAUGGAAAGCCAUUUCAUACCUUAAUUUUUUCUACAGGAAAUUUGCACAAUCUCCUUGGUAAAGAAAGAGAAUCACACUGGAUCUUUAAGAGAACGAUGGAUGUAAGAACAUACAUGAUAUCUAGUAAAAACUUUGAGCAAAUGUGUAUUUUAGAUGUUGACAUUGCUGGCCGUCCAUAGUUGUGGUUGAUAGGAUCAAUCGCAACUCUUUGUAAGACAGGCAGUCACAAGGCUGCUGGGUAAAAGAUCUUCUAUAGACUUUAUGCAUGUGACUCAGCCCUAGACCUACGCCCAGCAAAAUGUAGCCUCGAGGGUAGUUCACCACUGCUUUAGAGUGCUCUGUACUUGAUCACCUUUGAUUUCAGUGAACCUACAUUUAAUAAAAUCUAUUUUAGUAUUAUUUUCAAGAGAAGUUAUCAUUUUGAAUUACAUUUUGUUCUUUACAGGGUUAGAUACAUGUGGUUAGUUGAAUUACUGUGUGUUUGUAUUAUUUGUAUUGCAAGUAAUUUUCCUCCUGCUUGUGUUAAAUAAUAUUUUGGAGAAAAGACGAGUCAAAAUAACUUGUCUGUUCAUUUCUGACCACUUACUGUAUCCUACGACAAUCAUUUUGCACAUGAUAUUCUGAUGUUAUGAAUACAUGUAUACACCUGGUCAUUCAGAUGGUUUGGUGACCAUGUGUAAUACAAAUUGAUUUGAGUUGUGUCUUGUUUUGCUCUUUUUGGAAGGGAUGAAAGUGAUGAACUACAUGUAAUUUUAGCACCUUGAAAUAGCACUUGUACUCAAAGAUGACAAAAAAUACACUGUAGAUAUUAAAUCAUCCGUACUUGUACAAUUAACUGUUUCAAUAUAAGUAAAAUUGAAUGUUGUGUACAUGUAUAUACAUGUGUGUUUUGAAUAUUCGGUGUAAAAAAAAUAGAAAUUAUGUAUAUCAGAUAUCUAUUUGAUGUUUUGUACAUGUAUGUAUUAAAAGUUAUUAAAACUUUCA